AUGAUGGUCUUUAAUGGCUUGGAUUCAGCUUAUGAGCAAGGAUCCUACUUUUUGAAAAAUUUUAAUCUGGUGGUAGGUGCUUUUUACAGUUGUUAUAGGAUACAUCAAUUGAUUACUACAUAUGUACACAAUGGGUUUACCUAACUUGUAUCUAGAACUAAAGUAUUAAAAGUGAUAGGUUAUUUGACUGCCUUGCCGCUCACACCAGCUAGGGCAUGUAAAUAUUUUACUUCCACUGAUAAAACUGAUGUUUAUUGACAGUGAUGAUUUGUUAUAAUAAUUUUCUGUGCCUCGACACCAGGCAUCCAUAAAUGAUCGAUGGUUAUAUACCAAGUAACAUGCCAAGUCAAGGUGACUUUGCCAAGGCUAAAGAUAAAUGAGGAUAUAUGAAAUUGAUUUACAUUUUAUAUUUGCAGGUACCUGUGGAAGUAGAGAUGGGGAAAGAAUGGAAGCGCGUUUUUUUCAGGAGGAAGGAAAAAACUGAAGCGUACUAGCAUACUUGGUUACCAAAUUCCAUUAUUAAAGAGCCUAGAGGUAAAAGUACUAAGGGAAUGAAACACAAAAUGAACAUACUAAGGAAAUGAAAAACAAAAUUGAUUGUAGACUUGUUUGAUGUCUAAUAGAGUCAUUAAACUGCUAUUCCCAUGAUGCUUUGGCUGCAUUUUAAGAUAUCUUUAUAAACCUUGACUGGCAAUGUGCACACAUGCAUCCGACUUUGAUUUUUUACCCUGUCUAACACCAGAUGACAGAGAGUCUUGUCAUUUAAUUAGUAUGUUAAAAUUAACUGGCAAAGAAAUAUAGCUACCGUAAACCUCUGUAUAUAUGCACCCCCCUGCAAAUAUAAGCUCCCCAUGUGUAUAUAGGCCCAUCAUGUUCACUAACAGCAUUCCAAAUUUUAGUCCCCGCGCCUCCCCUCCCCCCCAAAUAUAAGCCCUCCCAUUUUAUUAUAAGCCCUCCCAUAAUUAUAAGCCCUCCCAUAUAUAUUAUAAGCCCUCCCAUAUAUAUUAUAAGCCCUCCCAUAUAUAUUAUAAGCCCUCCCAUAUAUAUUAUAAGCCCUGCUCUUAUAUACAGAGGUUUACGCCAUUAAUUGUAUUGUUUGGUAAGGUCUAUUGAGAAACAUAUAACUAUAGAUUAUUUAGAAACAGACGAUAGUUGGUUUGAAAAGGAAUUUAAAUCUAAAACUAGGGGUGCACCGGAACUCAGUUCCGGCCGGUUAGUUCCGGCCGAAACCCCAAUUUUUCAGAGUUCCGGUUCCGGCCGUAACUAAUAAAAAAGCAUGGCCGGAACCGGAACUCUGUCGUUUUUAGAGAGAUAGAAUAUCAAGUUUAUUUAUUGAAUAAUGUCCAAUAUUUAUUGGACUACACAAGGAAAAUGUACACUAUUAACACUUCAUUAUGACAUUUAACGUUUGUCAAUCUUUUUCUAACAAUUGCGAGCUCUGUCCUCGAUGACUUGAAGCGUCUGCCUGUCUGGCAGCAGACAAAGUAACAUAUGACUAUACAUGGCUUCAUAAAUCAGUUCCGGUUCCGGCCAGAACCUUUUUCCAGUUCCAGCCGCAACUUUUAAAAAUUGGUUCCGGUGCAACCCUAUCUAAAACAGUGUUAUCCAUGGAGUAAGAAGUAUGGUAUGUCAUGGCCUAAUGAGUUAACAUUUACAAAUUUUAUCUCAUAGGCCCUUCUUCGAAAUCCUGAUAUGUUGAAGGAAGUUGAUAAUCCUCAUUGUUCUGGUGUUCUUCGUGAUGUUAUGGAUGGUGAAUUUUUUAUGAGUCAUCCUAUCUUCUCUUGUCAUAAAGAUGCCCUUCAGUUAUUUGGGUAUUAUGAUGACCUUGAAAUAGCCAAUCCUUUGGGCUAUAUAUUUUAACAUAUUGUCAUAUAAUUAUCAUUCAGAACUAUUCUAUAAUUAUCAUUCAGAAUAGAUAGUUCAUAAUUAUUGAAUUAUCUUGGCUUUUUAGGUGUCUUCUACUUUCUACUGGGCAAUAUCCGGCCUAUAUUUAGGUCAACUGUUCGCAGUAUUCAACUCAUAGGUAUUGCAAAAACAAAUGACAUAAAGAAGUAUGGGAUUGAUAGUCUUCUUGAGCCUUUCAUCAAAGAUGUUAAUACUUUAGCUAAGGUAUUAUAUGAUUUGGACUAUAUGGGUACAAGAAGUAUAAGCAUGCCAUUGUUAAUGAAUUAACUCAUUUACUGGCAAUGCACCCCCAUAUUCUUUCAGUCUGUUUUCCACCAUGAAUGUUUUUACUUAUCAAGGGGAGAUUGCUCAACCUAAUGCCAAAUAAUUUUACUUAUGGAGAGAAUGGAUAAUUAUUAAUUUAACAUGCGAUCACUCAGUGAACAAAUAGCAAGAGCAUAUAGAGUAAUAGCACAUGACCUAAGCACGGCAGUUCUUUUGGAGGGUAUAGCUCUGUUGGAGAGGAUGCACGCUACGUUUAGCAAGGCUGCAACCACAAACAGAAGUCAAUUUGGCUGUCAAGUAGGUACUCAAGCUACCGACCAACGACUAUCCCGGCUUGGCAAAUCCCAAUGAUGCCGAGAAUUCACCUCUCCAAAGACAGAACUAUUGUCACACAAAGUGGAAACCAGAAUACAAAAACGAACAAAAAAACACACAAAUACUUACCCAAGUGACGGAUCAUACAACACCAAACAAUAAAUAAUACUCCCUGACAAAGCAAAGAUAACAAUACCAUAGCUGAAAAGAAUGAAAAGCUCUGCAACGCAGGACGUGACUACAAAAUUAAGCAGAUUAGUGUUAAAACCAAUUUGAGUAACAAGGGGAAUAAUCAUCCAGAAUAGCUGGAGGUAUGCCCGCGAGCGGGCGCGGCAAGUAAGCACAACGAAAAAAUAUCCAACAGGACAACAAUUGGCGUAAUCAACAGUGCACCCCCAGAAUACGAGACGUAACAACAUAAAACGCAAGUAUUACAUAGACUAUGAGAACAAAGAAAAGUGACUGAACACAAUAAGCUACCCAGGGGUGCGCCUUGAUUGUCGGCCAAAACAAUACAUUACAGUACUCCAAUUAACGAUACAGGCACCUCUGGUCAGCAGCGACCAGGAAACGCUGAUACUAAUAUAUUUACCCAGACCUCCGCUGGUUUGCAAUAACUGAAAGCAUAGAAUGUAAAGCAACCCAUAGAAGCCAACAGGAGCAGUACAGACACAGGCACCUCUGGUCAUCAGCGACCAGGAAACGCUGAUACUAAUAUUUUUUACCCACACUGCCGCUGGUUUGCAAUAACUGAAAGCAUAGAAUGUAAAGCAACCCAUAGAAGCCAACAUAAGCGGGCAGACACUCCCAGCAAGCAGGUUAGCACCAGCAGCACCCCCCAAGAAAACCAGUGCAAACAAGCAAUGAUCUCCCAAAAAAGGGCAGGGUGGGUGGGGACGUUGUGAACUUGAAGGUCUGCAAGCAAUGAGCUAUACCUGUGAGCUCCACAGCUUAAAUAAUUUCGGUAAACCCGCAUAAUAACUAAUAUGAAUAUAUAAUUAAUAUAUACAUAAACAACACACACACAUUCGUUCUCGAAGUUAAUUAUUUUUAUUGCAUAAAAUCAUAUAAAUUUAUUCAAAAGAAACCAAAACAGUUUCAGUUCUUGUUUCAGGUUAAUGGACAUUGUUUUAAUGUAAAUGAUACCAGAAGAGUUUUCUGUGGUGAUCUCUUGCUAUGGACCGGCGAUACCCUGGGUAGUAACCAUGUAAGUGGCUUUAAGGAAGGUGCUGGCGGGGCUUUCAGGAUUUGCAGACACUGUAUGGGAACAAGGGAAGAAUGCAACAAUAAGGUGAAAUUUUUGUGUCAUUAAUUUAAUAUUUUAGACUUUUAAUUUUAGUUUUAAUACUCUUUCUAUACUUUGCACCUUAUGAGUUAAACCAUUGACUUGCAAUGCAGGCAAUUUUACUUGUCAAGGGAGCAGUCAUGCAAUUUGGUGCCAGAAAGUAUAGGGUGACUUGGGUUCCCAGUCAAUGGGUUAACCAAUUGAGCAAAAUAUAUGGUGAUGAGACAGAUCCGCCCUGAAUGUAUAUAACAUAUAAGUGUGUAUGACAUGAAAUUUCUUAUUUUCUUAAAUGAAAGAACUCUUUAAGCUGUACUGUAACUGAUUUUUUAGUUUCUUGUUUUUAUUGUUUGUUCCCGAGAUAUUUAAAUUUGUUUGAUAUGUAAAUGAGUGUGAAUAUGUCCGCUAAUUUAUGAUGUCACGUUGGUUGCAAGCUCAACUUACACAUCUAUAAACUACUUAUAAACCUAUAAACUGUAGAUAUCAUUUCACGUUUUUCUCCAGUGUUUUAUCACAUUUACCAGUGAGUGAAGUUUGAAAUUAUCAUCUUGGAUGAUAGCAAUGAUAUUCAACCAUUUUGAGGAGCUUGCAACCAAUGCGACGUCAUAAAUUAGGGGACAUGUUCACACUCAUUUACAUAUCAAACAAAUUGAAAUAUCUCGGGAACAAACCAUAAAAACAAGAAACUGAAAAAUAAGUUACACUACAGCUUAAAAAGUUCUUUCAUUCAAGAAAAUAAGAAAUAUCAUGUCAUAUGCACUUUAAAUUCUAUUCUCAGUCUAGCGUGAGGCGGUUUCUAUAGAAAAAGCUGAAAACAGACCAAAACAACCCGAGUGAACCGGGUUUAUUUUUAAAUACGUUCGAAAAUCGAAACUAGGUAAAAACUAGGAAACGAAGGUAAAAAAAAGACACAACACGCUACUCAGUACUCAUGCAAGAUAUUAAGCGUAAGGUAUGCGUAAGGUAUUUUCAAGACGUUAUUAAAUUUCAAACAAAGUCUCUUUAGUUUUUAGUGUGUAAAUGCCAAAACUUGAUUAAUUUGCAACAAACUUGUAUAAGUUUUUUUUCUUCGUUUUCCCCCGGUUUUUUUUUUGUUUUUCUGGGGGUUUUCGGUUUUCGGUUUUUCUCCAAAAGUAACAUUGAGUAUUUCGGUUUUCAAAAAACAUCAGGGUUUUUUCGGUUUACCGAAAAACCACCUCACCCUAUCUCAGUCACUUAUAGAGAAUCUGAGAAUGGCCAGAAAAUCUUAUCAUGAACAUUUUUGUUCUAGUUUCUUUCUGAAGAAUUUCAAGAAAGAAAUUUGACAAGCCACAGACGAAUUUGUAGUUGCAUUGAGGAUAAAGAUAAUGCGAAAGACAUCCGUGACCAGCUAUCCACAACCUAUGGAGUGAAUCGUUUGAGCGUACUGAACAAGGUGGAACAUUUUGAUGUCUGCAAGUGCUUCCCGGAGGACAUAAUGCAUAUUUUAUUAGAAGGUUUGGUACCAUAUGCAUACCUGUCAAAUGGAGCUAGGCUAUGUCACAUUCUCGUACCCAGAUCCAGUCUUACAUGCGGACAACAGAGCAUGUCGAGGGAACGAGAAUGGGUACCUAGCUUCUAAAUCAUUUUUGGAGUUAGACCUUUAGACUUUGGAGGUAGCGUCGCCCCAUAACUUCCUACAUCUUACAGGCAUGGUACCAUAUGAAACGAAGCUACUGUUGAAAGAAUUAAUUGAUGAAGUCAGAUGUCUGACGCUGAGCAAACUCAAUCACAGGAUGGAGAACUUCGAUUAUGGUUACAUGAACCGCAAAAACAAACCAACAACCAUUACCAGAAAGACGUUGAAUGGUUUAAAUGACACAAAGCUUAAGCAAACAGGCAUAAAUACACUACUGGGAGCUGCCGCAGAGUCUAUCGGUCUUAAGCAAAUCAUAUUAAAAUACUGCCAACCAAAUUAAUGUAACAACAACCAUUUUAAGUUUCUUUGCAAUUGUAAACCUUCAAUAGUCCCUUAAUUCUUUCUCAAUUUUCUGAUUUUAAAUGUCUUGUAUAUUCCAGUAACACUCUAUAAUCCACAUAACCUUAAAGUUAAUGUACCACUGACAAUCAAAGCACAUUCUGUAAGCAUAAUCGGUGUCAAUAUAGUGAUUCCAAAAAUAAUUAAGUAUCCAAUUGACCCAAUAUUGAGUUCUAUGUGGUAUCACUGUUUGAACUCUGAAGAUGCAGAAGAUCUUUCAACAUCUGCAAGACUGCAACCAUCCCUGCAUGAAGUUUAA
Molecule: messenger RNA, 6021 nt
Organism: Paramuricea clavata
Lineage: Eukaryota; Metazoa; Cnidaria; Anthozoa; Malacalcyonacea; Plexauridae
Source: the annotation of a GenBank genome assembly